Messenger RNA from Pestalotiopsis fici W106-1, 594 nucleotides. RefSeq lists its product as uncharacterized. Lineage: Eukaryota; Fungi; Ascomycota; Sordariomycetes; Amphisphaeriales; Sporocadaceae. The transcript is spliced from 3 exons. The coding region runs from base 1 to 594 and encodes 197 amino acids. The record is from RefSeq and is a predicted model, not a curated record.
AUGAGCAAAUUAGCCACUUGGAUCAAAGAUGGUGACAGGGCUCUGAUUCGCUUGAACAAGGCAAUCGCCAGGAACAAUGACGACCCAGAAUCAGAACUCUCGCAUGUUGAAUUUCCGCUACCAGGAGUAAUGGAGGUCCAAAGCAUUCUCAAGUAUCGAAAACAACAACGUGACAAGCUGCGAGGUCAUAGCCUAGCCGAACACCGCCGCCGUUUCCUUCUCAACUUUGAUAAAAACAUCCACCAAGCAUGCAUAUUGUUGAACCAGCAAAAGCUGGAUGGAACAAUUGCCGACUUGUUGCAACCAUUGGAGAACAUCCGGGCCGCCUUGAAAGAUCUUUGCGUUGUAGAGGCCAGUGACGAUGCAGAAGCAGUGACCGAGCCGGAGUUACCACGGGAGCUCCUCAGGGAGAAUGUUGAUUGCAACCCACGGCAAGUAUGGCUCAUGAUCAAGCUUGGCUACACCAGAAUUUGUCUCGAAAUCCAGAUACAUAUUCUCAAGCAUAUAUAUCCAGAUCAAAUCGACUUUUGGGCUGAGGCGGAAGAGGACUUAGUUGCCAUGUAUUUGAACACUGAAGAGCCUGCGGAAUGGUAG